This is a messenger RNA of Dentiscutata erythropus, 1764 nucleotides long. Lineage: Eukaryota; Fungi; Glomeromycota; Glomeromycetes; Diversisporales; Gigasporaceae. The record is from the annotation of a GenBank genome assembly.
AUGAGUUUUGGAUCAGAACUGAAGGAUCAAGUUACCUUUAUUAGUCAAUUCAUUCAAAGCGGUAUCCAAUUUUUAAAUGAAUUCCGAGAUUUCGUAAAGGAACGUGCCCAGAUAGAAAAAGAGUAUGCAAGCAAAAUUGAUGCGCUUGCAAAAAAAUACUCCACAAAAAAGGAUAAAAAGGCGGUUUCCAUGUCUGUAGCCAUUCUCGAAGAAACAGAAAACAUUGCAAAAGUAAGAUUUAAGUUUUCAGAAUCGUUAUCAACAGUUGUUAUGGAGCGAGUGAAGACAGUAGCUGUAAAAAAAGAAGAAAUUCGAAAGAAGCACAUGAUGUUUGCCCAGAAACUGAAAUCAGAUAGAGACAAAAUAUAUAAUGAAACGCAGAAAGCAAAAGAACACUAUUAUGAAUGUUGUGUAGAAGCACAAUCUUCAAAACAAAAACAAGAACGUGCACCCGAUGAAAGAUUGCUGGAAAAGUUACGUAAACAAACGUUAGAUCAUGUUAUUGAGAUGAAUAAUAGCAAAAAUAUGUAUAUAUUAUCAAUAUUAAGAGCAAAUGAACACAAGAAAAAGUAUUAUUAUUCGGAUUUGCCUGCUCUUACCGAUCUAUUACAAGAACUUAAUGAGAGUAAAAUUUUUGCUUUGAAACGAAUAUGGAAUGAAUAUGUGGAUCUUGAGCUGAAUGUAUUGAGAGAUUCCCAAAUGCACUUGGAUUUAGCUUGUCAAACUAUAAAAAAUGUUGACGCUCGUACAGAUUCACAAUUAUUUAUAAAGUAUAACGAAAAAAGUUGGAAAGAUCCACCGGAUUUUGUAUUUGAGUCUUCUCCAAUAUUUGAAGACACAGGCGAAUUUGUUAUUGAUGAAAAUACUCAAGUGUAUCUGAACAAUCAGCUUUCUAAAUCAAACCGCAAAUUACCCAAUCUAAAUUCAACAAUAGAAGAAAAGAGUAAACAGAUUGUCGGAUUGAAAUCACUAAAAGAAGCUUAUGAAAAUAAUCCUAAACUAGGUGAUUCCGAAGCUGUAACUGAUAAUUUACACGAGGCAAUUCGAGAAGUCACCAUCUUGGAGACUUUACGAACAACCUGCCAAACAGAGGCCGCAUUUACUAUUCCAACAACAUGUGAUUUAUGCCAAAAUACAAUUUGGGGUAUAGCGAAACAAGGAUUUACGUGCAAAGAUUGCGGCUAUAAUUGCCAUGCAAAAUGCGAGAUGAAGGUGCCUCCAAAUUGUACAAAGAGGAAAGGAGAACUUAACCGUGGUACAAUAACAAGUGGAACAUUUUCAAACAUAGUAUCUCCUUGGGGAACCAUGUCUGGCAUAAGCUCCAAUAAUCGCGUUAUCGGCGAAACAGUUUCAAAUAUAUCAUCAUCGUCAACAAAUGAUAAAGAAGAAGGAGAGACAUGGAUAGCAACAGUCUUGUAUGACUAUGCUGCUGAAGAUACCGAUGGGUUGAGUGUCAGUGCUGGUGACGUUAUCACAGUUAUAGAACCAGAUGGUAAUGAAUAUGGAACAGGAUGGGUCAAGGCAUUACAUAAUGGACAAGAUGGAUUAGUUCCAGCAUCUUAUAUUGAAUAUCAAACUUCGGAUAGUAAUGAUUAUGUACAAGCAUUAUACGACUACGUUGCACAGACUUCUGAAGAGAUAUCGAUAAGAGAAGGUGAUAUAAUAUUAAUAACAAAUCGGGAUGUUGGUGAUGGAUGGUGGGAAGGCACAUUGAAUGGAGUGACAGGUCAGUUUCCAGAAAGUUAUGUAGGCCCUUUAGAAUGA